This is a messenger RNA of Saccostrea cuccullata (small rock oyster), 939 nucleotides long. RefSeq lists its product as uncharacterized. The record is from RefSeq and is a predicted model, not a curated record. Gene Ontology annotation, biological process: Golgi to lysosome transport; protein targeting. The coding region runs from base 235 to 606 and encodes 123 amino acids. Gene Ontology annotation, cellular component: cytoplasmic vesicle; trans-Golgi network. The transcript is spliced from 5 exons. NCBI's taxonomy places the organism in Eukaryota, Metazoa, Mollusca, Bivalvia, Ostreida, Ostreidae.
UACAGCUUAUGGAGACAAUGUCCAGCUGGAUACAUGCGUGUUCCAUGAAUCUGCCAAAGUGGACAAUGUGGACACACCCAGUCUACUGACAGUCUCUCCUCAAAUAGGAGAGUUUACAUUGAUGUCCUACUCUGUCAGUGGAGAAAGCAGCAUUACCUCCCCUUUCCAUUUUGUCUCCUCAGUCCAGCUACUAGAACACAGCAGGGAUGUGAUGGUUGUCUGAGGAUAAAGAACAUGUUACCUGUGACCUCUGUCAACCUUAGACUAAAGUUUGGGGUCCCUCAGUCGGUGUCCAACAUUUCUCAGCACUUAGACAGCAGUGAACAAACAGCUACACUGGAAAAGACAGACAGUACUAUUCUAUGGAAAUUAAAAUCAUUGGCACCUCACACUGAAUCUGUUGCUCAGUUUAGGUUGAUUAGUCAAAGUGGUGAACUAAACAGGGAGAAUGUUGGACCUCUAAGAAUGGAUUUUGAAAUUUCUGGCCGUGUGCUAUCAGGGAUGAAGAUAAAAACUGUGAAAAUUGUGAAUCAAGAGCAGACAACUCCACAAAAGUGGCUGAGAUACAUAACUGUCAGCGAUUCAUUUCUUGUCAAACUUGUGUAGCAAUGAAAAUAAAAUGCAGAUAAAAUUUUAUAAGAAAACGUCUACAAUGUAUUUUUUCAGAUGUGUGCUAGCUUAUUAAAAAUUUCCAUGAUUACUGCAAUGGGUACAAUUUGUUUUUAUGAUAGAUUCAUGUAAUUUAAAUCUCUUGAGUAUUCCCAAUUUGUAGAAAAUUUCAAAUUUCUCAAUAAUAUAUUUGAAUAAAGUUAAAUACACUGUAUGAUGCUGAUGGCCACAAUUUUACCACAUUUCAGAAGCCACUGAAAAAUCGUUUUCAUAUGAAGUAGAUCUGUGAAUAUUAAAUAUAAAAACUAAUUGAAAAAUUAAAACGGAAAA